Molecule: messenger RNA, 1632 nt
Organism: Lodderomyces pseudojiufengensis
Lineage: Eukaryota; Fungi; Ascomycota; Pichiomycetes; Serinales; Debaryomycetaceae
Product: signal recognition particle subunit
Exons: 1
Coding region: 1-1632 (543 amino acids)
Biological process (GO): SRP-dependent cotranslational protein targeting to membrane
Cellular component (GO): signal recognition particle, endoplasmic reticulum targeting
Molecular function (GO): endoplasmic reticulum signal sequence receptor activity; 7S RNA binding; signal recognition particle binding
Source: RefSeq, a predicted model, not a curated record
AUGGAAUCACCAUUAAACACCACUUUGGGGGCACGUUUAAGUGCUUAUUUGGUCACUGCAGCAGAUUAUAAACGUCAAAGAAAUAGAACCAAUAAAAAAUUAUUAAAAUUGCGUCAUGACUUGAAUAUUAUCACUAAAGAUACUAAGAAUUAUAAACCACCAACUAUAACAUCAGAACAAUAUCAAGAUAAUAACAAGUAUGGUUUGAUUGAAUUAUAUCUAGCUGAAAGGGACGUAUUAUAUGCUCAUGAAAUUAAAGCGAAAUUAGAUGUAAAUAAUGAUAAAUCUUCAUCUUAUGCCACUUUAUUAAAAACUAAAUUAAAAAGAGCUUUGAGUCAUGCUGAUAAUUUAAUUAAAUUGACUGAAAAAAGUUCAGCUCAAAUACGUAUUGAAGUUUACAUUUAUGCUUCAUUAAUUGCAGGACAAUUAUCUAUAAAUACUAAAAAAUGGAACAAAGCAUUAAAUGCAUAUUCAAUUGCAAGAUGUUGUUUAGAUUAUUUGAAAACUAAACCUGAAAAUCUUGAUUUAAGUAAAGAACUUAUUGAAAAUACAGUUGAUCCAUCCUUAAAUUUAGCUGCUUCUCAAUUAAAUUUAGGAAAUGAUUUAAAAUCAAUUUCGAGAAAAUACUGUCGUGAAUCUAAUUUCCCUAGUAUCUCACCAGCACUAAAUCUAAUUGAUCCAAGUUUCACUAAUGAAAUACCUACCACACAAUUACAAAAAGAAAUUGAAUGGAGAGGUCAUACUGCAGAGAUAUAUAAUGAUGAAGUAGCUUAUAAAAUUCAAGAACUUACAAACAACAAAGAAUGGCUUAAAUCAAAUGAUACAAAUCAAUUUGAUCAUAUAAUUGCAGCAUGGAUUGAAAUUUUAGAAUUACAUAAACAAGAUUCUGAAAAGAAUCAAGAUGAUGAUGAUUUAGAUCAAGUUCAAAAUAGAGCUAUAUUAUUAACUUAUUUAAAUUAUAAUUUACUUUUCACAAAAUUAAAAAGAGAUUUAUUAUUAAUUGGGCAAUUAAUUACAAAAGAUGAAUUUGAAGAAAAAAGAGAUAUAAUAAAAUUAUAUUCAGGUAUUAUAAAUUUAGUAUCUGAAUUGAAUGAAUUACCUGGUGUUUAUAAUGAUGAAGAUUUAAGUUCUUCAUUACAUAAUUUGAAACAAUAUUUUGAAUUUCAAAAGGAUACAGUUAUUGCUGAAGCUUAUUCAUAUAAUAGUAAAUAUGCCGAAAGUUUGAAAAUUUAUACCUACAUCAAUGACAAUUUACAAGAUGUUCGAGAAUAUUAUAAAGUUGAUUUCCCAUUUGAUGUAAGUACAAAAGAAGAAGUUGCAUUUUUUAAAGUACAUCUUAAAAAAAGAAUAUUACAAGCUCAAAUUAGUUCACAAUUUGAAGCAAAUAAAAAAUCUGCUUGUACAAAAUAUGCUAUUGAAAAUUUAAAUAAAUAUCCUGAAGGAAUUAAUAUUUUUAAUCUUGAUGAAAUUAGACCAAUAAUAUGUAAACCAGUACUUUUUGAUAUUGCUUUUAAUUAUAUAAAUUAUGAUGGUGAAAUAAAGACACCAAUCGAAAAACAACCAGUUAAACCAACUCCAAAUGAUGAAGCAGAAAUUAAAAAGAGUAGAUUUUUUAGUUUAUUUAGUAAAUAA